AUGAGUUCAGAAGAGAGCCCGGUACACGAGUUUUUCUCCGAGUUCAAGUUUCUGUUUCAAAAGGAGCGGCUGAAGACCUACAACAGAUUCAUUUUUGACAAAAAACCAGGAGCACGCUGUACCUCCGCCAAGGUUUUCAAGACAGCUGAAUUAUUUUUUUAUGAUUUUCCAGCUCGCCGAAGCCGGUUUCCGCUUCACGGGUAGUAAAAAAGAACCCUCCCUUGCACAAUGCUGCUUUUGCGAGAAAGAGAUGCAUUUUGAAAUAGAAGAUGAUCCUUGGUGAGUGGAUGUUCGAACUUUCGUUUCGAAACAGUUUUUCAAUUUUAAAUAGGAAAAAAAUAGAAAGAUUAUUGGUUUCAGGCAAGAACACAUUGAUCACACGAAAAAUUGCCCCUUUGUCAAAUUGAACAAACUCGAUGAGAACGAAUGGACGCUACAAGAUGCGUUGGCUCUCGUUUCCGUAGCCUCUUCAUUGUCUGCGGUUGGUUUCCAACUUCCUCGUUUCUUUUUUCUCGUUUUAAGCUACUUUCACCCUUAAAAUUGGAUUCUAUUUUCAAUUCUAUCGAAUAUUUAUCGGGCUUUUAAAAGCAGAAAGCUAAAAAUGAGGAUCAAAUUUAGGAAAGUCAAUGUAGAUGUCUAGCUUUUAAAUGAUUUUCAUUCGAUCUAAUUUGUUUUUAUACCUGUGAUGCUCAAUUCUUGCAACGCUCGUUCGACGCAAAACGGUUUGUAUUGAGUUUUCUGUUCUAGGCGAACGCGAUGGAAUAUGACGGGAAAGUAUUAACGGAUAGCAACACGGAUCUCCAAGAAUUGAUUCGCAAGGCAGUUCAAGGUGGAGGAAAACAGAAGACAAGGAGGGCGACGGCGAAAAAAUCUUACAAGGAGGAAAAUAUCUCCGGAGACGAAGAAAAUCAGAAGCCACGAAAAAAUCGAUCUCGUAAAGUCGUUUGAUUCUUUUUUCAAGGGCAUUGUUAUGUGGAUUCUUCACUUUUUCUCGUUCUCAUCAACUCUGAACUCAUAUCUAUCGGCAUUUCAACCGCUCUUCUUUAAAUAUUUAUUAUAAAAUUUCCGCCAAUGAGAAGUUUUCUCUAGCGUUUUAUUCUGUUUUUCUUUUCUAUUCUCUUACUAGCGUUCAAAGCUGCUAGCACUAAUUCCAUUCCUGUUCAUGCACUGUUUUUUGUGAUCUCAUCGUGUACGAACUGACUUUCUUCCUGUUUUCACUUUUCCGCGAUAAAGGCAUUUUUUUAUUUUCUGGUGAAUAGAAUAUAUUUUGGUUGUCGAAACCUACAAUUUAUUUUCCCAAGUUUCAUUUGCAAAUCGCAUUGUUUUUUUGUUUUGCAGAAUCUUCCCCAGCGCCGACUAUGUCUUUAAAACUAAAAGAGUGAGUUUUUGAUUUGCUUUACCGGUUGACGGUAUGAAAAGAUGAAUGGUGGAUCAUAACUUAAAAGGAAUUUUGAGGUUGUUGCCGGCUCCAGUCGGGGGAGAUGAAGCUGCAGCGCAAAUCCGACGAGAUCCGUGGUUCCGCGGCCGCGAGGAAGCCGUGCCAUCCAUGGCGUUGGUUUCAAGGGAACCUCCGCCCUACGGAAAACGCCAGAGUUUCAAGCCACGAGCUCCAGAGGUUCCAAGGGUCGUUUUCUCUAAGUUGACAGACUUUUCGUAGGAUUUCGGAGAUGGCGGAGCCUUCCCGGAGAUCCACAUGGCGCAGUUCCCUCUGGGAAUGGGGCUGGGCGACAAACCAGGCGGAAAAGGACAGAACCAGAUUGCCUUGCAAUACGGAGCCGAUGGGAAGCUGCAGCACGACGCCAUCGCCAGAAUCGGUCAUGGUAAAGACAAGGUAUCGCAGAGGUUCAAAACGACUUGCAAAUUAUUAACUUUUGGUCCAAUUACAUGUAAUCAUACAUAUUCAACUUCAGCUUCUCGUGUAAUAAUUCAAGUUCUCCAGUGAAAACUAUCUUAUUAGGAAAACCGUAAGGGAGGAUAUGUACUCGAGAAUUCAUUAUCAAGUUUUUUUUUUACAUGACUCUUUCUAAUUAGAACGAACAUCAAGUUUUUUUCUUCUUUCAAAAUUUAUAUAACUUUUUUGUAGGUGGUCUACUCGAAAUUGGCGGAUAUGAAGUCGAAGACGUGGAACGAAGACGACGAAGACAUCCAGAGGCCCGACGAAGAAGCCGUCAUCGACGAAACGGAAAAGACGCGAUUGGCGCUCGAGAAGAUCGUCAACUCGAAGGUGCCUUUUUCCGAGUCUUCCCGAAUUUUGAGUUCGGUUCCAGGUCGAAUCGGCGUUACCAGUUCGACACGCCGAUAAACAGGCCCCCGCUCAGUACAUCCGGUACACGCCGAGCCAACAGAGCGGCCUUGGCGCUGGAGGUUCGUCAAAUCCAUGUUUCCAAAGAUUUUUGACGUCCCAGACCUUUUUUCAUUUAAUUUCUCAAUUUGCAGGUUCGCAGCAAAGAAUCAUCCGUAUGGUCGAAGAACAGAAGGAUCCCAUGGAACCGCCUAAAUUCAAGUGAGAAAAGAGCUUUUCGCAGCGUUUUCAACGGUUCUUUUAGAAUUAACCAGAAAAUCCCUCGUGCGCCGCCGUCGCCGCCAGCUCCAGUCAUGCACAGUCCGCCGAGAAAGGUUCAUUUUCAUGCGAAAAAAAAAAUGAAUUGACAUUUAAGGUGACAGCCAAAGACCAAAACGACUGGAAGAUUCCUCCCUGUAUUUCAAAUUGGAAAAAUCCAAAAGGUUAAAUUUUUUUGGUUUCUCAAUUUUUUUUUCCUAAAAAUAUAUAUCCACGCGUUAUUCUUAUCUCAAAUACGCGGUUUUUAUUCUUUUGGUAAUGACUCUUUGGUUUGUUGUCAAGUUUUCUGUACGAAGCUUUUUUUCAGGUUUCACGGUCGCUCUGGAUAAGAGAUUGGCAGCUGAUGGUCGAGGUCUCCAACAGGUUUCUUUUCUGCUCCUCACAGAAACCCCAGUAUCCCAGAAAUAUACUGAGCUCUCGAAAUUUGCAGACACACAUUAACGAAAACUUUGCGAAAUUGGCCGACGCCUUGUAUAUUGCGGACAGAAAGGCUCGCGAGGCUGUCGAAGCCCGGGCACAACUCGAAAGACGCGUCGCGCAGAACAAAAAAGCCGAACAGGAAGAGAAAAUGCGGCAGAUGGCCGCCAAAGCCAGACAGGUCCUUUUGCGAAAAAAAAUAUUCUUUAUUUAUUUUUAUAUAUGAAGUCGAGGCUCUUUUCUUAGAAAUUUUCAAGAAGCCUUUUCUUUGAAGCCGGUGUUCAAAAAUAACAAGAAGGCUCUCCGAAAAGUGUUGUAUGUCUUUGCAGAGUCUUUAAAGACAUCAAAUAUUUUAAAAUCAAAAUGAAACAUUUCCGACGGUUUUCUGAGAGAAAGUCGAUUUUUUUCUCGUUUUAUUCAUCCUUUCUCGGGAACCUAUGAGCACUUGUAAAGCGAAACGUAAUUCAGAUUUUUAAAUUUUUUUGUUGAAUGCUUUCCGAGGUUCCAUACUUUGAGCUAAUUCUGAAAAAGCGCCAAAACUUUUUUUUAGUAGCCACUGAAUUCUUAAAAAUCGGAAACCAUGAUUCGAUAGGCUGAUUUCAAAAACAAAAUAAGACCAGAAAUUUGGUCUUCCUGUCCCAAAGUUGGGAGAAAUUUUCGUUUAAGGAAAGAGCUGGCAAUCGGAAACGAGACGAAGAUGAAGACGAUCAGGUCAAAGCGCGAGAGGAGAUCAGGUUCACAAAAAUGUCUCGAGUGGAAGUUUUUUUCGGAUUCUUUCAGACGAGAUCGGCUCGACGACAUCCGCAAGGAACGCAACAUCGCUCGAUCGCGACCAGACAAACUGGAUCGUCUCCGAAGGUUCCAUAUUUAUCUUUCUUUUCUAGCAGCCUAGGUAUUGACAUAGAAGGGGAUUCAAAGUUUGUUUUUUUGUGACUUCUGUGAAGAAUUUCUCGCUUUUGUUCAACCGGAAUCCUUCAGAGAGAAGGAUCGCGAUAUCUCCGAAAAGAUUGUCCUUGGGCUGCCUGAUGCCAACAAGAGGACCGGAGAGCCUCAAUUUGAUCAACGACUCUUCGACCAGAGCAAAGUUCCUCUUUUCCGUGAUCUCGUCGUUAAUCUGAGCAUUGCAAGGGUCUGGACAGCGGUGCGAUGGAUGAAGAUACGUACAAUCCUUACGACAAGGCCUGGCGUGGCGGAGACAACGUCCAACAGCACAUCUACCGACCCAGUUCGUUUUCUCUUUUCGAUCUAAUCAUUCUUCCCUUUUUUCUGAGACUUUACUUAGCUUCUUACCUUCUACUGGUUAUAUAAUGUGAUCGGUUUAAAAAGCGAAACUAAAAACUAAUUUUUUUUGGGGACAAAACAUCCCAUUUUGAAAAAUUUUCCUUAAUAGGUGAAUAGAAAGGAAAAAAUUCGAAUCUUCAGGGCUAUUCGAAUUACAUAUGUCAUUCUCUCGAAAAAGUUACAUUAUUGAUUUAUAAUCUCUUCAUUCUUCCAAUGAUAUCAUGAUAAAUGAGUUCAUUCAACUUUUCCGUAACAGUCGAGUUCAGGCAAAAACAUCGACAAGGAUAUUUAUGGCGACGAUUUGGAUAAGAUAAUGAGCCAAAAAAGAUUCGUACCGGACAAAGGAUUCUCGGGGGCAGAAGGCAGCAGUCGUGGCGCCGGACCUGUUCAGGUUAUUUCUAUUUUUCGUUUUGUUUUUUUCGGAGUUUUCCCUUCAUGAUCAGUUAUUCUGCCCAAAAAUAAGCACCAACUCUAUCGAGAACUCGCAAAAACAUUUUUUCAAAAAUUCUGUAGCUUUUUUUAAGGCUAUUUCUUCGAAUUGUGUAAGCAAAUAAGUGGUUAAAAUGCACAUUUUCGGCUUUUUAAAAAUUAAUUCAAUGGCCUAGAAAUUUGAUGAAAUUUUAAAAAAGUCUGGAAAAAUGAGCUUAGGCAAUGUCCUUUAAAUAUUUCAAAUCAUAGCUCUCUAGUUGUUUUCGUCUCAAAAAAUCGUUAGAAUUCCCAGUGGACGACCUUUUUUGGAAUUCUCAAGUACACGAGCUCGUUGUUGUUGUCUCGAGCCGUGUAUUCUACUGUGCUGCGGCGAAAAAUGCGCAAAACUGAUCGGAGAGCAAUUUGAUUGUGUUUUUCUUGGGGCGUCGCCCUUACCGAACUAUUAAUUUGCGUCAUGCAGCGCCGUCGCCUUGUGAUUUGACUUCAUAAACCAUCGUUCCUAUUCGUAUCUUCUUUCGUGGACACCCGCAAUCGCACGAUUCUUGUCCUUUUUUAUCGCAAACAUUUUGGGAAUUCGCCUUUGAUCUGCGAGUCUUAUCGAUCACAGCAGCCGCCAAAUGAGCUGGAAUUUGAAGUAUUGCUUCCACACUGUUUAGUGAAGUUGGGAACAAGAGUUAGAUAAGAAUUUUUGAAAAAAUUUUUCUGAGAGUCUGCGAUUCUGAAGUCCUUAAGAAAAGAAAAACAUAUUAAAAUAGAUUUUCCUAUUUUCGUGCAAGGAAAUAGUUAGACAACAGUGAACUACAUGAAUAUUGAACUUAAGAUCAAAAAAUGGAAGGGCAGAUGUUUUAGCUUUUUUUUCAAACAAACAACUUGUUUUACUUUUUCUUGUUUCUUGCUGGCUCACUAACUUUGAAAUUUAUCAAAUCUUUUUUAAGUUUUGCUAAUUAAGAAACAUUUUUUCAAUGUCGUUCUCGACACGAUUGUAAGUUAAAAAAACGUGCGCUUCUAUUUGAUGAAUUUGAUAACGUAUCAUGCAUUCGCGUCGAGGACUUCGACCCGGAGAGUCAAUGACGAAAUUUGAAAAGUUUGUUUGUAGUUCGAGAAGGACCAGGACGUCUUCGGACUGUCGGAUCUGUUCCAACAGACAAAGGAGAAGAAACGAGGCGCAGACGGCGACGAAAGAGCUGGCGAUUCCAAGCGAUCCAAGCACCGAGACUGA
Molecule: messenger RNA, 5906 nt
Organism: Caenorhabditis auriculariae
Lineage: Eukaryota; Metazoa; Nematoda; Chromadorea; Rhabditida; Rhabditidae
Source: the annotation of a GenBank genome assembly